Orbicella faveolata is the source of this 1258-nucleotide messenger RNA. RefSeq lists its product as uncharacterized. The record is from RefSeq and is a predicted model, not a curated record. NCBI's taxonomy places the organism in Eukaryota, Metazoa, Cnidaria, Anthozoa, Scleractinia, Merulinidae.
GCGCAGAGUAGGAAUGGCUUUCCAAUCGGUUUUCACUUUCUCAGUUCUUUUCUUGUUCACUUAUUGUAAAGCCAAACCCGAGAACUGCAGUGUGGCACGAUGCAAGCUUUUGCCAGUUGGAAAAGGUUUUGCGUCUGAAUUUCGCAGGAAGGCUUCUGACAAAGGAGUGAGAUUGGUCUACUUAAAUCUGAAAAUUGGCAACGACAGCUACGAUCCACUAGAGUUACAAGACGUGUUUCUUCCACACAGAUGGGUGUGGGCUAGCAAGAUCACCGAGUCCAUGCUAACAUUGCCAGACGAUUACGAUAUUUUAUCUCUGGGUCUUCUGAAUUAUCAAGCGCGAAGCAUGGACGUGCAUUUGGAAGAUCAACCGAGUGGAUGCUUAGCCAAUUUGAACUCAACAUGGCAGAGUGUGGCCGUUGGAAGAAUGUUGUUGGAAAAUGUAACAACAGGGAGCUCUGAUGAACUACCACAGGAAACACAGGUGGUUUGCGUUGCAGUUAUUAAGUCUGUCGAUUCCAAACAAUUACAUGAUAUUGACUAUCAUUGUUGUGGAUUACAUAAAGGAACAAAUGGCCGUUCUUCUCUGUGCGAUCUCCGAGUCACUGUUGACGUGAAGUGGUUAAGAACAGGAUUUGAGUUCAUCAUUUUGACCUGGUCGAUUCUCGUGUCAUUUUAUAUUCCGGCGCUACCUCUAUUGCUGCCAGACUGUGUGUUUAGCCUUCGACGCGAGUGUGACAAGGAAAAUCGUUCGCAAUCGUUUGCACCGGCAGAUCAACAGGACAACAAUGGAAUGGCAGAUCAGCAGAAUAUGCAAGCGAUUAACAGUGGGCAAGACGCGUCGGAUUAUAUCAGAAAUGGAAACGAGCAAAACGUGGAGGAAAGCAAAAUAAUUCCUGUAGAUGAUGCAAGUCCAAUGACGUUUUCAACUCUUUUGCUUGAAUGUUCUCGCACAAUGCCAGAUGUAGGGCUGUCAUUUAAUAUCAAACUUUUUUUCGUGUAUCUAUGUGUUUUUCCAAUUUUUUUUUACCUACAACUAGGACUCUAUAGUACGCUGAAAAAGACGUAUAUUAAUGAGGGCCUUAAAAAACAAGUAUCACUUCCAAGUGUAUUCCCUCUGGUGGGCGGGUGGACAUUAGUCACCCAUCACGGCGCAGUAUACGUAAAGGUUUUUUUUAUCUCAUUAACAUUUACGAGUGUGAGAAAAGUUUUGUUUUUAAGACCAAAGGAUUUUAUCCUUAAGAGCCAGUGCCCAUAA